Messenger RNA from Aspergillus caelatus, 507 nucleotides. RefSeq lists its product as uncharacterized. The record is from RefSeq and is a predicted model, not a curated record. Bases 1 to 507 code for a protein of 168 amino acids. Lineage: Eukaryota; Fungi; Ascomycota; Eurotiomycetes; Eurotiales; Aspergillaceae. The transcript has a single exon.
AUGGGGUUAGUUUCAAGAAUCCCAGAAGACCCGGGGCUAUCUCCCCUUAAACCAUCUCCGGUUCGCAUAUUGAUUCAAACCCUGACGCACCUGGCUCCGUCAGAUGGCGUGGCUGGCGAUGAAGAUCCAUACGGCGAUAGGCUUAUAUCAAUGCUCGAUCGUAUCUGCAAACACACUUGGGAUGUUGAAUUUGAGCCUGGUGUACACCGCUGGUAUACAUCUGGUGACGAGUUCGGCUAUAACAAUCGGCCUUGUUUCUUUCUUGUCGAUUAUGGCAAUGCUUCUACUGACGAUGACGUCCCGAUUAAAAGUUACGAGUGGAUAGGAGAGGAAUUGUAUGAAGGGGUCGGCGUGUGGCUUAAAACGCUACCAAUGGGUCAGUGGGGGUUCGCAGACCAGCAGAGUGUUGACCCAUUCAAUUUCAUUCUGUACAAACACACGCACAUGCCGUACGCAGGCAAGUCCUGCAACGACAAGACAGGGAGGAAGAGGGAAAAGCAAUAUUAA